AUGGGAAAGGUCGGGUCAGGUGAGAACCACGCUAUUGGUAGCACGCAGGCACGCAGGCACGCAGGCACGCAGGCACGCAUACUGCUGGCACCGCGGACGCCACACAUCCGCAUAGUGCCCCACAUUGUUGACGUGCGGCACUGCCUGUACUUUGACGUGAUGAACCGCGACGUAGCCGAGGGCACGCAGAUGAGCCGAAUUGCAUUCAAAAGCAAGGUAGUAAGCCGGAGCCACGCGGAAGUAUGGACUGAAAACGGGCAGUUCUUCAUCAAGGACACAAAGUCAUCCUCGGGAACAUUCCUCAACCACAUGCGGCUGUCGCCAGCGGGCGUCGAGAGUCGAGCGCACCCGCUGCACGACGGCGACAUCCUUCAGCUAGGCGUCGACUACCAGGGCGAUCCGGCUGAGAUUAACCGCAACUGGCAGCGCAGCAAGGAAAACCCAUUCCGGCAGCAAGUAAUGCAGAACAUCCAGAAUGCCUACCAUGCGAUCGGCACCACGGGCGAAAAGGGCGCAGGAGGAGCGGCAGCGGCAGAAAACAGCAACACCGAGUGCUGCAUCUGCCUGUACCAAAUGGCAGCGUUCCAGGCUCUGUUUGUCGCGCCAUGCUCGCACUGCUUCCACUUCAAGUGCAUCAAGCCCAUCCUGUUCACAAGCACCGGGUUCAGCUGCCCGCUGUGCCGCACGUAUGCGGACCUUGAGGCCAACGUCACCAUUGACGAGAACGAUAUGGAGGUCGACGCCAAGCAGCCGGCUGUGCUGCAGCUGCCGCCGCUCGUGCUGCCCGCCGGCAUUGCCCAGCCGCAGCCGCAGCCGCAGCCGCAGGCGGCCGUCGAUGCGGCCGUCGACGCUGUGGCGGCUGCUGAGAGUGCAGCUGCCGAUGGCUCUGCCGCUGCCGCGCCGCUGCUGCCGCCGAGGCCUCCGCUCCGCGACGAUGGCAACUCGACGCCGGUGCCGAGCGAGCAGCCGGCAGCCGACUCGUUUGGCUCGACGCCGGUGGGCAGCAUGCCGACGAAUAUGACGCAGUUUGGGUCGCUCGCUGGUGCUGAGGACAUGCAGCUUGCGUCGCCUAUGCGUUCGGCGGCUGAGGCCUGUGCUGCUGUUGGCCAGCCGGCGGAUCUGCGUCGGCAGGCGCCGCUGAAGGGGACGCGCGGACGCGGCGGCGGCGGCGGCGGCGGCGGGCAGGCAGCAGCGGGACCGGGCGCCAAUGGCAGCAGCGAGGCGCAGUGA
Molecule: messenger RNA, 1230 nt
Organism: Kickxella alabastrina
Lineage: Eukaryota; Fungi; Kickxellomycota; Kickxellomycetes; Kickxellales; Kickxellaceae
Exons: 7
Coding region: 1-1230 (409 amino acids)
Biological process (GO): negative regulation of septation initiation signaling; mitotic spindle assembly checkpoint signaling; ubiquitin-dependent protein catabolic process
Cellular component (GO): cytosol; ubiquitin ligase complex; cell division site
Molecular function (GO): protein binding; ubiquitin protein ligase activity
Source: RefSeq, a predicted model, not a curated record